This is a messenger RNA of Trichoderma virens Gv29-8, 423 nucleotides long. RefSeq lists its product as uncharacterized. The record is from RefSeq and is a predicted model, not a curated record. Bases 1 to 423 code for a protein of 140 amino acids. Gene Ontology annotation, biological process: mitochondrial DNA replication; positive regulation of helicase activity. Gene Ontology annotation, molecular function: single-stranded DNA binding. Gene Ontology annotation, cellular component: mitochondrial nucleoid. NCBI's taxonomy places the organism in Eukaryota, Fungi, Ascomycota, Sordariomycetes, Hypocreales, Hypocreaceae. The transcript has 3 exons.
AUGUCGUCCUUCUUGCUGCGCCGCGCCACCGUCGCUUCUGCGGGAGCUGCUCGCGCAUUCAGCACCUCCUCGCCUCGCUCCGUUGCCCGCAUCACCAUCAUCGGCCACUUGGCUGAUUCGCCCGAGGGCAUGACUGCCGGCUCCGGGGAGAACACCAAAGAAUACGUUAGAUACACCGUCGCCAGCAACAGCGGGCCCAAGGAUGCCCGCCAGACGAGCUGGUUCCGCGUUACUGGCUUCGUCGAAGGCGCGCGCAGGGACUUCAUCAUGAGCCUGCCAAAGGGCUCCAUGGUCUAUGUCGAGGGUGAUGCGUCCAUCAGCUCUUACACCGAUGCCAACGGCCAGAACAGACAAGGCCUCAGCAUCGUCCAGCGCAGCAUCGAGGUUCUGAAGCGCCCUUCGCUCCCCGAGCAAGGCGAGUAA